AUGGCAGAGCAGCAUAGUACGCCUGAGCAGGCUGCAGCUGGCAAAAGCCACGGAGGCCUUGGGGGCAGCUACAAGGUGAUUGUGUAUGAGUUAGAAAACUUCCAGGGCAAGCGAUGUGAGCUCUCGGCCGAGUGCCCCAACCUCACCGACAGCCUGCUGGAGAAGGUGGGCUCCAUCCAGGUGGAGUCUGGACCGUGGCUGGCGUUCGAGCGCAGGGCCUUCCGUGGGGAACAGUUUGUCCUGGAGAAAGGGGACUACCCUCGAUGGGAUGCCUGGUCCAGCAGCCGACGCAGCGACAUUCUCCUGUCCCUCAGGCCUUUGCACAUUGAUGGCCCAGACCACAAGCUGCACCUGUUUGAGAACCCAGCCUUCAGUGGGCGAAAGAUGGAGAUCGUGGAUGAUGACGUGCCCAGCCUGUGGGCCCAUGGCUUCCAGGACCGUGUGGCCAGCAUCCGGGUCAUCAACGGGACGUGGGUGGGCUACGAGUUCCCCGGCUACCGCGGGCGCCAGUACGUGUUCGAGCGGGGCGAGUUCCGCCACUGGAACGAGUGGGACGCCAACCAGCCGCAGCUGCAGUCGGUGCGCCGCAUCCGCGACCAGAAGUGGCACAAGCGUGGCUGCUUCCUGAGCAGCUGA
Peromyscus californicus insignis is the source of this 636-nucleotide messenger RNA. It is a transcript of the gene Crybb3, whose product is annotated as crystallin beta B3. Lineage: Eukaryota; Metazoa; Chordata; Mammalia; Rodentia; Cricetidae. Gene Ontology annotation, biological process: lens development in camera-type eye; visual perception. The record is from RefSeq and is a predicted model, not a curated record. Gene Ontology annotation, molecular function: structural constituent of eye lens. The coding region runs from base 1 to 636 and encodes 211 amino acids. The transcript has 5 exons.